CAACUUUUCUAUGUGAUUUUUCGGUUAAACCACAUAACCGGCACCGAUUAACACCCCUAAUAGUAAAGACCUAUUUUGUCAUACCUGCAAAAGUCUUUUCAUUUUUCAUUUGUGAUUUGACCUACAAAGUUCAUGUAUAUUGUUAUAUACUUUGUAUCUCUUGUUCUCUUAGGGAUAUCCAUGGCAAAAAAAAAAACUAUGAUGGGAAUAAAAGCAAAACAAACUAGUGUUCUUGAGAUGUUUCCAAUUUCCAUCUUAUAGAGCGACGAGGCCCACUUAGGCCCAGGAUAUCAUUCAGAAAAGGCCCAGUUUAUGGGCCUCACUUGCUUGAAAGCCCAGCCGUUUUCUCGUCCCCCGCUCCAGGUGGUUACUGUUAAGUAACUGCUAGUAGAACUGCCGCCAUCCACUGGAAGAACCCCGUGGCGACUGGAGAAUUUCAGCCAUGGUUGGAAAGCUUGACAGAAAUGGAUAAACUGCGCCUGAAAUCCUAGCUCUCUCGCCGGAAACAAACAAACAAAAAAAAAAGCAUUCAUGCCGAUCGCUUCCUCUUUCUCUAUCCUCCGCCACCGCGCCCCGUCCCUCCACCACCAACAUUUCCUCCUCCGCAGCUUCGUCGGGUUCCGCCGCGGCAACAACCUCUCAAUUGCGGCGGCCAAACCGCAGCAGCAGAAGCCGCACAACACCUCGAGGAGGCCUCCGCCGAGCAAGAAUUUACUCAGAGCCAGAGAAAAGUUGAAGGAGUAUUCCUCCCUAGCUCCGGUUCUCUCCCUCGAUGAAAAACCUAAUCUCGCCGAUUCUCAGGCGAUCGGCACCGUCGCCGCGGCUCAGGCCAACUUCAUGCGUGUCGUCGUCCAUUCCGAAUCCCCGCCGAGCUCCGAUGGGGGCGGAGGAACCGGGGUGGAGCUUCUGUGCGUGGUGAGGGCGGUGCUGAAGAAGAUAAAGAGAAGGGUCAUGGUUGGGGAUAGGGUUUUGAUUGGGUCGAUUGAUUGGGUGGACCGCAGGGGAAUGAUUGAGAACGUGUUUCGUCGGAGCAGCGAGGUUCUGGAUCCUCCUGUGGCGAAUGUCGAUCAUUUGCUGGUGCUUUUCUCCAUGGAGCAGCCCAAGCCCGAGCCAUUCUCGUUGACUAGGUUUCUCGUCGAAGCUGAGUCCACGGGAAUUCCAUUGACCCUGGCUUUGAACAAGACGGAGCUCGUUGAUUCUCAGGCAGUUGAUGCUUGGAAUUCCAGGCUUGGUGAGUGGGGUUAUGAGCCUGUGUUUUGUAGCGUUGGAGCCAAACAUGGACUCGAUACUCUCGCAUCGAUUCUCAAGGACCAAACGACGGUGGUUGUAGGUCCAAGUGGGGUUGGGAAAUCGAGCUUGAUCAAUGUUUUGAGAAGCAAUACUCAUGGUGGUGACAAUUCCGCAGAGGGGGAGAAUUGGUUUGAACCACUAUUAGGUAGCAAGUGGUCCGAUGAACAACGAGUUGGGGAAGUUUCGACGAGAAGUGGCAGAGGGAAGCACACGACUCGUCAUGUUUCGUUACUCCCGCUAUCUGGUGGAGGUUAUUUGGCUGAUACUCCUGGGUUUAACCAGCCGAGUUUGAUGAAAGUAACUAAGCAGUCUCUGCAGCAAACUUUCCCUGAGAUAAGGGAAAUGCUGAGAAGCAACGAGCUCGAGAAAUGCUCUUUCAACGAUUGCUUGCAUCUCGGUGAGCAAGGGUGCAUUGUUACUGCAGACUGGGAGCGGUAUCCUUUUUACCUUCAGCUUCUGGACGAGGUCAGAAUCAGGGAAGAGUUUCAGCUGAGGACUUUUGGUACCAAGAAAGAAGGUGAUGUAAGAUACAAAAUGGGGGGUAUGGGUAAGCAACAAGCAGAGCCCCGACUGGAGCCUAAGAAGCAUAGAAGGCAAUCUCGGAAGAAGAUGAACCAGUCGUUAUUAGACGAAGUGGACGAGGCCGCUGAAGAUGAUGAAGACAGCUUGUUGGAUGAGAAUGAUCCGUUCUUGAAGGCACUAAGGGAAGAGUAUGAACAAUAGCAGUAGAGAACACCCAACUUAAUACCAUUGAAGAUUACUAUCUCGUCGCUCGUUAACACUUACUACCGUGGAACAGAACAAAUUCUUACUACCGUAUCAGCUGUUGUGUAAAUGGAUACUGCUGCAACCCGUGAUGGAAAAGAGUGGCUUUAGCUGUGGAGUCGGAUCAAAAUGUAAUCAAUCUGUUGGGAAUUUGUACUCAUAAACUCGAUCCCGACCUAACUAUGGAGUUUCGAUGUAUACUACUACCAAGCAAUUUCAGCCCCAAAUUAACUUAAAACCCCAAU
Linum trigynum is the source of this 2300-nucleotide messenger RNA. NCBI's taxonomy places the organism in Eukaryota, Viridiplantae, Streptophyta, Magnoliopsida, Malpighiales, Linaceae. The record is from the annotation of a GenBank genome assembly.